UUUUGACAUGAUCACUUUUUUGAGGAACAGGCGCCACAGUAUACCGAAACCGCAUCCACCUUAUUGUAAUUGUGAGGCGGUUUGCAACGCAGAAUUGAACGAGAGAAAUCCGACUUGCUGACGAUAGGAAGGAUGCGACUAUUCGCCUACAAAGCGAUCACCAAUCCAGCUUACAUUUGUCAGACCGUCGAUGACCCGAUUCUACAAGCAUUCAAUCUGGCGCACGAGCUGAAACAAGCGGCCUCCUUCGACAGGGAAUUUUAUCACGAGUACAAACGUCUCUCUGAGAAUGUGGCGCAAUUUGCGACGGAUCUUAUUGCCUGUGCGAGGAGCGUCGAGGAAGUGGAGGUCAUUCUUCAGCAGUCGACCGGAUUCGCUCAUUCGUCGAAAUUUUUGUAUCCGAGAUUGCUGUUCGCGCUGAGUAUUAAGCAGAGAACGUUUGUAGCACACCCUAAUGUUCAACAGGUUUGGAUUUUGUGGUUCUUUUUGGAAUUAGGGAGGUUUAGGAAGUUUCAGAAUUUGAGAUUUUGGAGAUUUGGAAUAAUUGAACUAAUGGGAUAUCAAGUUUUUGGAUUUAAAAAUUAA
Messenger RNA from Megachile rotundata (alfalfa leafcutting bee), 585 nucleotides. Its product is annotated as short transient receptor potential channel 4. Gene Ontology annotation, cellular component: plasma membrane; cation channel complex. NCBI's taxonomy places the organism in Eukaryota, Metazoa, Arthropoda, Insecta, Hymenoptera, Megachilidae. The record is from RefSeq and is a predicted model, not a curated record. Gene Ontology annotation, biological process: calcium ion transmembrane transport; regulation of cytosolic calcium ion concentration. Gene Ontology annotation, molecular function: protein binding; store-operated calcium channel activity; inositol 1,4,5 trisphosphate binding.